Aspergillus puulaauensis is the source of this 1245-nucleotide messenger RNA. RefSeq lists its product as uncharacterized. NCBI's taxonomy places the organism in Eukaryota, Fungi, Ascomycota, Eurotiomycetes, Eurotiales, Aspergillaceae. Gene Ontology annotation, cellular component: vacuolar membrane. Gene Ontology annotation, molecular function: amino acid transmembrane transporter activity. Bases 1 to 1245 code for a protein of 414 amino acids. The record is from RefSeq and is a predicted model, not a curated record. The transcript is spliced from 5 exons. Gene Ontology annotation, biological process: amino acid transmembrane transport.
AUGAACCAAGACAUCAAGCGCAGCGAAGACCCUGAAGGUAUCGAUACUGGACCCCCAUCCAUUGGCAAGGUCGAGAAUAUCGUUACAAACGAUGCUGUCUUUGGCAACAUCACAGAGGGUGGGCCCAAUUACCGCAAUCUUGGGCUACUUGGUACAAUUGCCCUGAUGAUGAAAACACAGAUAGGCCUCGGUGUCCUCUCCAUGCCGCUCAUCCUGGGGACCCUGGGUAUUGUGCCAGGAAACAUCCUGAUAGUCACCAUUGCUGCAAUCACAACCUGGUCAAGUUAUAUGAUUGGCGUCUUCAAGAUCCGCCAUCCCGAGGUUUAUGGCAUUGGUGAUGUGGGAGGAAUGUUCUUCGGCCGAGUAGGGUACGAGCUCUUUGGUGGUGCCUAUGCCCUUCAGUUCACUUUUUCCGCUGGAUCCGCCAUGUUGAGUAUCUCUAUUGCGCUCAAUGCGCUGUCUAGCCACGCUGUUUGCACUGCGAUCUUUGUGGCUGUUGCGGCGGUUGCUGGAUUCGGGAUUGGCAGUAUCCGAACCCUGGAUAGAAUCGGUAUCCUUGCUUGGAUUGGCACGAUUUGCAUCAUUACUGCAGUAUUUGUCGUCACCGUUGGAGUUGGCCUCCAGGACCGCCCUUCAGCAGCACCCCAAGCCGGCGAAUGGACAUCGGAUUAUAAACUGGUCAAUUCUCCAGGCUUCACCGACGCAAUCUCAGCAGUGUCGAGUCUUGUCUUUACCUAUACUGGAACGCCGAUCUUUUUCAACAUUGUUUCUGAGAUGCGUGAACCACUGCUAUACCCACGAGCCCUUGCAGUGUGCCAGACUGCCGUUACUAUCGUAUAUAUUAUCGUCGGCACUGUUGUAUAUUAUUACUGUGGAUCCUAUGUCGCGUCGCCUGCUCUGGGAUCAGCAGGAGACAUAGUGAAGAAAGUAUCAUACGGAAUCGCCCUACCGGGGCUGAUUGUCUCUUGCGUCCUUUUCGUCCACCUCCCCGGUAAACACAUCUUUGUCCGCAUCCUCCGCGGCUCCGACCAUCUCACGUCGAAUAGUGUCAUUCACUGGACCACCUGGCUUAGUUCAACAUUCGGCGUGGCCCUGGUCGCGUACAUCGUUGCGAGCGCGAUCCCCGUUUUCUCGGGCCUCAUUGCACUGAUCGGGGCGUUGCUGGGAUCGUUCUUGAAUUUCCACCCAUACGCCGGGAUGUGGUUGUACGACAACUGGAAAACAGCAGAGCGGACACUGAAGUAG